Molecule: messenger RNA, 588 nt
Organism: Eimeria tenella
Lineage: Eukaryota; Apicomplexa; Conoidasida; Eucoccidiorida; Eimeriidae
Product: phosphoserine aminotransferase, putative
Exons: 6
Coding region: 1-588 (195 amino acids)
Biological process (GO): L-serine biosynthetic process
Cellular component (GO): cytoplasm
Molecular function (GO): O-phospho-L-serine:2-oxoglutarate transaminase activity; pyridoxal phosphate binding
Source: RefSeq, a predicted model, not a curated record
AUGUCGCAGUCAAAACGCCUCUUGAACUUUUCUGCCGGGCCCUGCCAGCUGCCUGUGGAGGUCAUGGAAGAUGUGCAGCGCGAGCUGGUCGACUUCAGAGGCUGGGGAAUCAGCGUGAUGGAAAUGAGCCACCGCGGCCCGCACUUCAAGAAGGUGCUGCAGGAAGCAAAAGAAGCAGCAACUCGUUUUCUUGAAAUUCCCCAAACUCACAAUUUGCUGUUCAUGUCUGGAGGGGCCACAGCGCAGUUUGCUGCUGAGGCUUUAAACCUUUUAACUCCGGAGUUUCCCAGGGCCGACUACGCCAUCACGGGGUACUGGAGCAAAUACGCCAUGAAAGAAGCCUCCAUGUACGGGGAAACAAAAGCUGUCACAGAUGCUGCUGCUAAAGACUACCUCGAAAUAGACCCUGUCGAAACUUGGGAAAUGAGCGAAAAGGUGGCGUACCUGCACUACUGCGAAAACGAGACAAUUCACGGGCUGGAGUUUCCUGCUGCUCCUCCCGUCAAAAAGCUGCUGCCGGAUUUGCUGCUUCCCGGGGGGCCCCCCGGAGGCCCCCGGGGGCCCCCAAAUGAACCCUUUCUGCAAUAA